UGGUAAGUUUAAAAAGGGCUCGCACGGUCGCUCUAAAAUCGCGAGUUCUUUUUGGUUGUUGUGGAUAAAUUAAUUAAUGCUGCGGCAGGCGAAAUAGGCUGUGGAUUAUCCAGGAAGGCUUGCCGGUAAGCGCGGCCAUGAAUUUCCCGCUGGCGAGCGCCAACAAGGACACCCUGCGGGCCGCCUGCAAGAAGUGCGGCUACGCCGGUCACCUGACCUACCAAUGCCGCAAUUUUCUCAAGGUGGACCCGAACAAGGAGAUCCUGCUGGACGUGGAGAGCACCAGCUCGGACUCGGAGCUGGACUACCUCACGCCGCUCACCGAGCUGAGGGCCCAGGAGCUGAAGGGCGGCGCCGAGGCACCGCCGCCGCCACUGGAGGCCUCCAAGGAGGCGGCCCGCAGCAAGGACAAGCUGUCCCGGGACAAGCUGAAGCAGCGCGAGCGCAAGAAGAAGAAGGACAAGAAGCGAAGCACCUCCAAACGCAGCCACAAAGACACCGCGAUCAAGGAUAAGGACAAGGACAAGAAGUCCGUGCGGCACAAGAAGCACAGCAAGAACAAGAAGAGCCGCAAGCACAAAAAGUCCAGCAGCGGCGAGCUGGCCAAGACCCAAAAAACCAAAACGGGCAAACGACCCAGCAGCGGCAGCACCGGCAAGAAGUCCAAGCGACGCCGCUCCUCCUCGACCUCCAGCUCGGAAUCGUCGUCGUCCUCCUCGUCAUCCUCCAGCUCGGAUUCGGAAUCGUCGAGCGAUGACGACGACUCCUCCAGCGACUCGUCCGCAUCCGAGUCGGACUCCAGCGACAACGAGGAGUCCAGCACCAGCGAAUCGGACGAGUACGGACGCAAGAAGAAGCGGCAGGGCAAGUACAAGCGCAAGUCCACGGACACGGCCAUGCUGCGCCGCAAGAAGACCAAGGUGAAGCGGAAGCGGCAUCGCGCCGGCGGCUCCGGAGCCCCGACCGCCGGCAGCAGCUACCUGAGCAGCCUCAGCGACAGCAGCACCUACUGAGGGGAUCAGAGCUAGAGAGUCUGGAUCGGAUCAGGAUCAGGACACACAGCUGCCUCCCAAAGCACUCAAAGCUCCGUAACUAGUUCGAUUUCCGUUUAGCCGUAAAAACCGGGGGAGGAGCACCUACACCUGCUCCUCCGCCCUUCUUCCACAGAGACUGCCUCCAGUUCCAGGCCCAAACUUCCCCACAAAACUCUUCCCGGAUUACGUAAAGCAACAUAAUGAACCCUAGACUUGUCCUAGCCCUAAGUUUCAGCACGAUCUGCUGCAAAUACAACAAAUUAGUUUGUACAAGAGGAA
This is a messenger RNA of Drosophila biarmipes, 1313 nucleotides long. RefSeq names its product protein SREK1IP1. Gene Ontology annotation, molecular function: nucleic acid binding; zinc ion binding. The record is from RefSeq and is a predicted model, not a curated record. NCBI's taxonomy places the organism in Eukaryota, Metazoa, Arthropoda, Insecta, Diptera, Drosophilidae. The coding region runs from base 138 to 1013 and encodes 291 amino acids. The transcript has 2 exons.